CAUACUAGAGUAGAAACGGAGUCAAAACCCCCGGCUUCCACCCCUAUAUAUACGCUCUCCGCCCGCUGUCUCUCUCGUCCCCCGGCGUGCUCGUUCUCCUCCUCGGUCACUCGGUCACCUCCCACUUCUCCCCUCUCCACGUACCAACGAGACACGGGGAGCUGACGGGCGGAUGGGAGGUGCUGCGUCGCCCCCGACGCGGAGGCCGGGCGAGGCCGCGGAGGUGACGGAGCUGGAGCUGCGCAUCCAGCUACUCGGCGGCGGCGGCGGGGGCGGGGGCGGCGGCGUGUGCUACAACAUCAACGACAACGCCGACCUGCUGGCCGAGAUCCUGGGGCGCCUGGACGGGCGCUCGCUGGCCGCGGCCGCCUGCGUCUGCCGCCUCUGGGCCGCCGUGGCGCGCCGCGACGCCGUCUGGGAGGCGCUCUGCCUCCGCCACGUCGGCCCGGCGCCGCCGGCCGCGGCAGCGGCUGCCGGCCCCGCCACGCGCGCCGUCGUCGCCGCGCUCGGCGGGUACCGCCGCCUGUACCGGCUCUGCCUGGGGCCCGCGCUCGACCGUCUCGGGCGCGCGGGGGCGCUGGCGCAGGCCCAGGCGGCGCGGGCGCACCACCUGUCGCUCUCCCUCUCGCUCUCGCUCUUCUCCAUCGACUGCUACGAGCGCCUCGGCGUCGGCGUCGGCGGCGGCGGCGGGGGCGCCGGCGCGGCCGCCGGGAGGCAGCAGCAGCAGCCGUCGUCCCUGCUGUUCCUCUGCAAGCCCGUCGACGUGUCGUGAUGGCAUUCAUCAGCGGCCCGCGGCCUGGCACGCACUGGCACCGCUGUCCCUCGCCCCGCCACGCUGCCAAUCGCCUAAUCCAUCGUCCCGGCCGUCCGACCGCCCCAUGUCGCGUCGCGUCCUUGGCCUACGCUGCCGCCCAGCCUUGUGCUGCUCGUCUGAGUGUGCGACGCCGACGACGGACGCCGCCGCGCGCUUGACUUAAAUUAUUAAUUGGUUUGAUUAUUAUUAGUAGCACGGAUGAACGGACAAUAAGCAAGCAAGAGCUGUUCAAUCAAUUCAAGCUGUACCUGAGACGCAUAUUAAAUUCCGCCACGGGAAUGAUGAUCCUUUGCUUUGCGUUUG
Setaria italica (foxtail millet) is the source of this 1117-nucleotide messenger RNA. RefSeq names its product F-box protein SNE. Gene Ontology annotation, molecular function: protein binding. Bases 173 to 772 code for a protein of 199 amino acids. The record is from RefSeq and is a predicted model, not a curated record. Gene Ontology annotation, biological process: regulation of gibberellic acid mediated signaling pathway; gibberellic acid mediated signaling pathway. NCBI's taxonomy places the organism in Eukaryota, Viridiplantae, Streptophyta, Magnoliopsida, Poales, Poaceae. The transcript has a single exon. Gene Ontology annotation, cellular component: SCF ubiquitin ligase complex.